Notolabrus celidotus (New Zealand spotty) is the source of this 1057-nucleotide messenger RNA. It is a transcript of the gene capslb, whose product is annotated as calcyphosine-like b. NCBI's taxonomy places the organism in Eukaryota, Metazoa, Chordata, Actinopteri, Labriformes, Labridae. Bases 169 to 885 code for a protein of 238 amino acids. The record is from RefSeq and is a predicted model, not a curated record. The transcript is spliced from 5 exons. Gene Ontology annotation, molecular function: calcium ion binding.
GUGAGUCUGCAGGUGAGUCUGCAGGUGAGUCCGCAGGUGAGUCUGCAGGUGAGUCUGCAGGUGAGUCCGCAGGUGAGUCCGCAGGUGAGUCUGCAGGUGAAGCGCUCAGCUGGAGGGGAUUUAAUGAUGUUUUGAAACACAAGGAGGGACAGCCAAUCACAGCAGAGGAUGCUGGAUCUCCAUGGUAACGUGGAUUGUUUGGGGAGGGGCAGCCUCGGAGUUCCUGUUUGUGUUUCAGCUGAAGAUCGAAGUGUCGCUAUGGCGGGGACAUCGAGACACGAUCGAGAGAUGGCGAUGAACGCCAAGCGCCAGCUGUCUGAGUGUUCAGACCCGGUGGAGAGGCUCAGGCUGCAGUGUCUGGCCAGAGGAUCGUCCGGGAUCAAAGGUCUGGGCAGGACCUUUAAAAUAAUGGACGAUGAUAGGAGCCGGUCCCUGGACCUGAAGGAGUUCCUGAAGGGUCUGAAUGAUUACGGGAUCCUGAUGGAGAAACAGGAAGCCACAGAUCUGUUCCAGGUCUUUGACCGGGACGGGAACGGGACCAUCGACUUCGACGAGUUCCUGAUCACUCUGAGGCCGCAGAUGUCCAAGGCCAGGAAGGAGGUGGUCAUGCAGGCGUUUCGCAAGCUGGAUAAGACGGGGGACGGAGUGAUCACCAUCGAAGACCUGCAGGGGGUCUACAACGCCAAGUACCACCCCAAGUAUCAGAACGGGGAGUGGACCGAGGAUCAGGUGUUCAGGAAGUUCCUGGACAGCUUCGACUCUCCGUACGACAAAGACGGAAAGGUGACCAAAGAGGAGUUUGUGAACUAUUACUGUGGAGUCAGCGCGUCCAUCGACAGCGAUGUCUACUUCAUCCUGAUGAUGAGAUCUGCCUGGAAGCUCUGAACCGGAUCACAGGACUCUGAUCCGGAUCACAGGACUCUGAUCCAGAUCACAGGACUGAUCCGGAUCACAGGACUCAAACAUGCAGCCUCAUCGAUGAACCUGAUUUUAUGAUGUUGAUGUGGAUUCUGUUUUUAUGUUUGUUGGUGAAAUAAAUAAUCUGUGUUCGUUGUGA